Molecule: messenger RNA, 9839 nt
Organism: Meriones unguiculatus (Mongolian gerbil)
Lineage: Eukaryota; Metazoa; Chordata; Mammalia; Rodentia; Muridae
Gene: Crocc
Product: ciliary rootlet coiled-coil, rootletin
Exons: 38
Coding region: 3558-9383 (1941 amino acids)
Biological process (GO): centrosome cycle
Source: RefSeq, a predicted model, not a curated record
CCUGCAGUAGCUUUAUACAUCUUUGGUGUUCCGUGGUUUGUCACAUGAAGUUAGGUAUGGACCACUUGUGGCACUGAUUUACAGGUUUGAGAUUUUCAGAUUAGGGAUGUUCAGCCUGUAUCGUUGCUCGGCUCAGUGUUCAUUUCUUCAACAACGGAGCGCUUUGGGUUGUGGAUGUGGGAAUGAACAAAGAUGACUUGGUCCCUGCUCUCCGGACAGAUAGCAGUGUAAGCAGUGAAUCACUACUGGCAAGGACCGCUUCAACUGGGAGGUCCAAGCCAGCUCUCCCAGAUGCUGAUCUCCAGGCAGCACUUCCUUUGUCUUGGGCAGAGGAGGAGGAAGAGGGUCUCAGGCAGAGAGGAUGGCAGGUGCAAAGGUGUGUGGUGGGAGCAUGGCUGCUGUGUUUGAAGAGUCAAGAAAGCCAGUGUGACUAAAUGGAGGGGAAAGAAGGAACUGAGGUUGUGGGUCAGGAGGGCUGGGGCCAAGCUCAGGCCUUUCAGGCUGGGAAAAGUGGGGAGCUUUGAGCAGAGAGGGACAGGAUCUCACUGUAUGGAGUGGAGUAGAGGUGGGAGACCAGAGAGGAAGCAGGAGACCCUGGAAGCCAUUUUAGCAGUUCAUGAGAAGCAGUGGCUUAUGUAAUAUACAUUAGAGACCACACAUAGCAAGGGCCACAUAAUGGCAGUUGUUGCUGUUUAAAAUUAUUUAAAAUUUUGAAACAAAAGGGCUGGGUUGGUAGAGUGCUUGCCUGAUAUGCACAAAGCCCUGGGUUCCAUCCCCAGGACAGAAUAAUUAUGGCAGUGUAUAAUCUCAGCACUUGGAUGGUUAGAAGAACCUUAAGGCUUUUCUGUGCUACAUAGUGAAUAAGAGGCCAUCCUGGCAUGCUUAAGACCCUGUCUUGAAAAACAAACUAUUGUAGUGGCACAUGCUUUUGAUCCCAGCACUCAGGGAGGCAGAGGCAGGCAGAUUGCUGAGAGUUCAAGGUCAGCCUGGUCUACAAAGUGAGUUCAAAACAGCCAAGGCUACACAGAAAAACCCUGUUUCAAAAACAAACAAACAAAAAACCAAAAGGGUUGGAGAGAUGGCUCUUCCAAAGUUCAAUUCCCAGCAACCACAACCAUCUAUAAUAGGAUCUGGUGCCCCCUUUUUUCCUGCAGGCAGAAUACUGAAUACUGUAUAAAUACUAAAUUAAGAAAAGAAAGAAAAAAGAAACAGACUAAAACAAAAUGACCCGGAGACUCAGGCUGACCUGAAGCUGUGGCUUCGAACUCCUCAGAGCUUGUGAAUUUGAGCACGUUAUUUACCUUCACUGAGUUGUGGGUCACCAUCUGUGACGUGGCUAGAAUGUACCUUCUCGUGGAGUAUACAGACCACAGUGCCUAGCUCAUGGUCGCAUGGUUCAAUAUUUUUCCUGAGGUUUCUAGUCAGUUGCCAGAGAAAAUGAGCAGGUAAGUGGUAGGAAAAGCUGCUGUGUUUGGGACUCCUGGGUAAUUGUCGAGCUUUUUGGCAAGGGGUGGCAAAUAGUAGGUUUGGAGCUUGAACAAGAGUGGGUAAGGGAAUGAGUGCGAAGGAUCUGCUUACGCGUCUAGACAGUGGCUGAGGGUCAGGAAGUGAGACGUAAAGCCGGCAGUAGUCAUCAGGAACUAAGAAGAAUGGGGUGAACAGCAAACUGCAGCAACAAUAGGCAACACCUGCCCCUGUUUGCCUGCAGGAGUAAUUAAGGUAACACUAGCUCGGGAUCACAUGACCCUCAGACCUCAGAGGCUUACAAAUGAUGUCCUGCUGGGUGUUUGGCAGGUGGCUUCCUAUGGAAUGGGACAAGGACUGAAAGCCUUUGUGGUUUGGCAUCCUCUUGGCCCCUGGAGUUACCUCCUUCCAGUUGACAGGGAAGGAAGGAGGCAGUUCCUCCUGGGAAGGAGUCACUGGUUACUCCAGAGCGACAUAUUCUGUCUUAAUUCUACUGGACAGAACCUGACCACAUGAUUCUAUCUGGCCUUCUCUGACCCUAUCCGGCGUACGUAUUCAGGGGCACAGCUUUUUUCACCCUUCUGGUGGUAACAGGCACCAUUGGCACCCCAUUCUACAGAAAGGAAAACAGACUUGGGGUGAAGAGGGAUGAAGUCACUGGUGUAAGGUGACAAAGCCCACCCACGAGGAGGCUUGGCCAAGAUUAGCGUCAUGGUGGUCACUUGCUGUCAGUUCAUUUUGUUGCUAUAUGGAAUACACAAGACUGGAGAGGUUUGUUUUUUCUUGAUUUUUGUUUUACGUGUAUGAGUGUUUGCCUGCAUAUAUGUAUUACGUUUGUGCCUGGUGCUCACAGAGGCCAGAAGAGGGUGUCAAACUAAGCUAGUGAGUGCUAGAAACAGAGCCCAGGCCCCCUGCAAGAGCCUCAAGUGCUCUGAACCACUGAGCCACUUCUCCAGUCCUAAGACGAGGUAAUUUACAAAUGAAGAAGUUCAUUAACUCAGGAUGCUGAAGGAUAGGCCUUCAGUGGGUGACCAUAUCUGGCAAGGGGCUUGGGCUAAUAAAGCUGUGGGAAGACAGAAGACAAACUUAAUAGGAGUGCAGAGGGCUGGGCUCAGCCUUUAACAGCCACUUAAAAAGUUUUACAUGUGCACGUGUCUGCAGUGUGUACAUGUGUAUUCACAUAUGUGUGGGUACACAUGUUUGCAUUAGGGAUUGAUGUCAGAUGUCUUCCUCAGUACUUUUAGUUUACUGAGGCAGGGUCUCCUGCUGAACCAAGGUCAGGAGUCAGCUGCUCUAGCUAUACAGUUUGAUCUGAGGAGCCCCUCUCUGCCUCCCGGUGCUGGAGUUACAGGUGGGUGGGCAUACCUACUGUUUUAGUCAGGCUUACUAUUGCUGUUGUGAACAACACUACCAAAGCAACUACGGGAGAAAAGGGUUUAUUCGGCUUAUACUUCCACAUCAUGGUCAUCAGUGAAGGAAGUCAGGACAGGAACUCAAGCAGAGCUGGAACCUGGAGGCAGCUGAUGCAGAACUCAUGGAGGAGUGCUGCUUACUGGCUUGCUCAACCUGCUUUUGUUCGUUUGUUUUGUUUUUUUGAGACAGGGUUUCUCUGUGUAGCCUUGGCUGUCCUGGAACUCAUUAAGUAGACCAGGCUGGCCUCGAACUCAGAGAUCCACCUGCCUCUGCUUCCCAAGCACUGGGAUAGCACCACCCACAAUGGGCUGGGCCUCCCCCAUCAAUCACUAAUUAAGAAAAUGCCCUACAGCCAGAUCCUAUGGAGGCAUCUUCUCAACCGAGAUUUCCUCUUUUCAGAUAAUUCUAGCUUGUGUCAUAAAACUAGCUAGCAAACCUACCCUGUAUUCAUUCACAUAUUCCCCGGGAUCAGAUCCUCAGUCCUCAUGUUUUUGUGAGCUUCUGCCCAUCCUUCACAGACACUGGAGAGCUGUGUCCUGGAACCGGACCAAGAGAAGAGCCUGAGUGUGCAGAACCCAGCCCAGGACCCCCAGGGUGCCAGCCAGCCUGCCUGUGUCAGGGAGAUCAUCACCCGCAACCUCUCCCAGCCUGAGAGCCCAGCCCCACUCCAGGUCCCAGAGAUGGCCUCGCUGCUGUCACUGCAGGAGGAGAACCAGCUGCUGCGGCAGGAGCUGUCCCGUGUAGAGGACCUGCUGGCCCAGAGUCGUGCGGAGCGAGAUGAGCUUGCAAUCAAGUACAAUGCCGCCAGUGAGAGGAUGGAGGAGGCUUUGCGGCUGGAGCCUGUGGAGCUGGAGAUGGAGGAGCCCAGGGGGCUGGUGCGGCAGAGCGUGGAGCUGCGGAGGCAGCUGCAGGAGGAGCAGGCCUCCUACCGGCGCAAGCUGCAGGCCUACCAGGAGGGCCAGCAGCGGCAGGCCCAGUUAGUGCAGCGGCUGCAGGCCAAGAUUCUGCAGUACAAGAAGCAAUGCUCGGAGCUGGAGAAGCAGCUGCUGGACAAGUCCACUGAGCUAGAGCAGCAGCAACUGAGGGACACAGAACACGGCCAGGACCUGGACAGCGCCCUUCUGCGCCUGGAGGAGGAGCAGCAGAGAAGUGCCAGCCUAGUCCAGGUGAAUGCCAUGCUGAGAGAGCAGCUGGACCAGGCAAACAUGGCCAACCAGACUCUGAGUGAGGACAUUCUCAAGGUGACCAGUGACUGGACCCGCAGCUGCAAGGAGCUGGAGCAGAGGGAGGCAGCAUGGAGGCGGGAGGAGGAGUCCUUCAACGCCUACUUCAGCAGUGAGCACAGCCGCCUGCUCCUCCUCUGGAGACAGGUCAUGGGGCUCCGACGGCUGGUCAGCGAGGUGAAGACGGGCACAGAGAGGGACCUACUGCAGCUGGGAGGGGAGCUAGUCCGGACAUCCCGGGCUGUCCAGGAGGUGGGCCUGGGACUGAGUGCCAGCCUGCAGAGGGCUGAGAGCCGGGCCGAGGCAGCUCUGGAGAAAGAAAAACUGCUGCAGGCCCAACUGGAGGAGCAGCUACGGGCCAAGCUGCUCCGGGAGAAGGACCUGGCCCAGCUGCAGGUGCAGAGUGACCUAGACAAGGCUGAUCUGAGUGCCAGGGUGACAGAGCUGUCUCUGUCCGUGGAACACCUUCAGAACCAGAAUGCGGAGAAGGAUCAGGUCAACAGGACCCUCUCUGACAAAUUGGAGGCCCUGGAGUCUCUGCGGACCCAGGAGCAGGCAGCCAUGGACACUGAGGAUGGAGAGGGCCUGCAGCAGACCCUUAGGGACCUGGCACAGGCAGCCCUAUCGGACACAGAGAGUGGCGUCCAACUCAGCAGCUCAGAGCGCACUGGAGACACCUCUGAUGGCAGCCUGCGGGGGCUCUCUGGCCCGCGGACCCCGACCCCACCGCGGCACUUCUCCCCGGGUCGAGGUCGGUCCCCACGCCGAGGCCUGUCUCCAGCCUGCUCUGACUCCUCCACGCUCACGCUGAUCCACUCUGCCCUGCACAAGCGCCAUCUGCAGGUCCAGGACAUGCGUGGGCGCUAUGAAGCCAGCCAAGACCUGCUGGGCACCGUGCGCAAGCAGCUCAGCGAUAGCGAGGGCGAGCGGCGCGGCCUGGAAGAGCAGCUCCAGCGCCUGCGGGACCAGAUGGCCGCCACAGCUCGGGCCCAAGAGGACGCACAGCGAGAGGCCCAGCGCCUACGCAGCGCCAACGAGCUCCUGAGCAGGGAGAAGGGCAGCCUGGCCCACAGCCUACAGGUGACCCAGCAGCAGGCUGCGGAGCUGCGCCAGGAGCUGGAAAAGCUGCAGGCUGCCCAGGAGGAGCUGAGGCGGCAGCACACCCAGUUGGAGGAGGAGCAGGAGGACACAGUGCAGGAGGGCGCCCGGGCCCGCAGAGAGCUGGACCGCAGCCAUAGGCAGCUGGAGCAGCUGGAAGUGAAGCGCUCAGGGCUGGCUAAGGAGCUGGUGGAAGUGCGGGAGGCCCUGAGCUGCGCCAUACUGCAGAGGGACGUGCUGCAGACAGAGAAGGCAGAGGUGGCCGAGGCGCUCAACAAGGCCGAGGCUGGCCGAGCGCAGCUGGAGCUCUCCAUGACCAAGCUGAAGACAGAGGAGGCCUCGCUGCGAGACUCCCUGUCCAAGCUGGGUGCCCUCAAUGAGAGUCUCGCUCAGGACAAGCUGGAGUUAAACCGCCUUAUUGCCCAGCUAGAGGAGGAAAAGGCGGCGCUCCUGGGCAGACAGCAGCAGGCAGAGCAUGCCACCACAUUGGCUGUGGAGGAGCAGGAACGGUUGGAGCAGCUGAGGCUGGAGCAGGAGGUGGAGCGGCAGGGCCUGGAGGGCUCCCUGUGUGUGGCUGAGCAGGCCCGGGAGGCGCUGGAGCAGCAGCUCCUUGCACUGCGCACUGAGCGCAGCCAUCUGCAGGAGCAGUUGGCCCAGCUCUCCCGGCAGCUGAGCGGACGGGACCAGGAGCUGGAGCAGGCCCUGCGGGAGUCACAGCGGCAGGUGGAGGCACUCGAGCGCUCAGCCCGGGAGAAGGAGGCUCUGGCCAAGGAGCGGGCUGGCCUGGCUGUGCAGCUGGCAGCAGCAGAGCGUGAGAGCCGGACCCUGUCAGAGGAGGCCAUUCGCCUACGCUUGGAGAAGGAAGCCCUGGAGAGCAGCCUGUUUGAUGUGCAGAGGCAGCUGGCUCAGCUCGAGGCCCGCCGGGAGCAGCUAGAAGCUGAUGGUCAAGCCCUGCUGCUCGCCAAGGAAACCUUGACUGGUGAGCUGGCAGGCCUGCGGCAGCAGGUAACAGCCACCGAAGAGAAAGCGGCCCUGGACAAGGAGCUGAUGACCCAGAAGCUAGUGCAAGCCGAGCGAGAGGCGCAGGCCUCUCUGCGGGAGCAGCGGGCAGCCCAUGAGGAGGAACUUCAGAGACUCCAGCGAGAAAAGGAGUCUGCAUGGCGGGAGCUGCAGGCAGAGCGGGUCCAGCUGCAGGGCCAGCUCCAGCAGGAGCGAGAGGAGCUGCUGGCAAGGAUGGAGGCUGAGAAGGAGGAGCUGAGUGAGGAGAUCGCUGCACUGCAGCAGGAGCGGGACGAGGGCCUGCUCCUGGCCGAGAGCGAGAAGCAGCAGGCCUUGUCCCUGAAGGAGUCUGAGAAGACUGCCCUGUCUGAGAAACUGAUGGGGACCCGGCAUAGUCUGGCUGCCAUCUCUCUGGAGAUGGAGCGGCAGAAGCGCGAUGCCCAGAGCCGGCAGGAACAGGACCGGAACACAGUGAAUGCCCUGACGUCCGAACUUCGAGACCUCCGGGCCCAGCUGGAGGAGGCCACUGCAGCCCAUGCCCAGGAGGUGAAGGAGCUUCAGGAGCAGACUGGGGAUCUGGGCCGGCAGCGGGAGUCCUGUAUGCGAGAGGUAGAGGAGCUGAGGACCCAGCUGCGGUUGCUGGAGGACACCCGUGAUGGGCUACGGCGGGAGCUGCUGGAGGCGCAGCGCAAGGUUCGGGACAAUCAGGAGGGCUGUGAUGCCCAUUGCCGGGAGGCCAGCGAGCUGCGGCGCAGUCUGAGUGAGGGCACCAAGGAACGUGAGGCCCUGCGGCGUUCCAACGAGGAGCUGAGGACUGCUGUGAAGAAAGCCGAGAGUGAGCGCAUCAGUCUGAAGCUUGCCAAUGAGGACAAGGAGCAGAAGCUGGCCCUCCUGGAAGAGGCUCGCACAGCUGUGGGCAAGGAGGCUGGAGAGCUGCGGGCCUCGCUGCAGGACGUGGAGAGGUCCCGGCUGGAGGCUCGGCGUGAGCUGCAAGAGCUUCGGCGACAGAUGAAGACGCUGGACAGCGACAAUGUCAGGCUGGGCCGGGAGCUGGCAGAGCUGCAAGGCCGCAUGGCCCUGGGCGAGCGGGCAGAGAAGGAGAGCCGGCGAGAGGUGCUGAGCCUGCGGCAGAAGCUGCUGAAGGGCGAGAGCAGCCUGGAGGCCUUGAAGCAGGAGCUCCAGGGAUACCAGAGGAAGCUGCAGGAGCAAGAGGCUGAGUUCCGAGCACGUGAGCGAGGCCUGUUGGGCUCCCUGGAGGAGGCGCGAGGCUCCGAGAAGAAGCAGCUGGACACGGCUCGCAGUCUGGAGUUGAGGCUGGAGGCGGUGCGGGCCGAGACCUCAGAGCUGGGGCUGCGGCUCAGCGCGGCCGAGGGCCGGGCCCAGGGCCUGGAGGCCGAGCUUGCCCGAGUGGAUGCCCAGCGGAGGGUGGCUGAGGCCCAGCUGGGCGGCCUGCGUUCCGCCCUGCGCCGGGGCCUGGGCCUGGGCCUGGGCCUGGGCCGAGUGUCCAGCUCGCCAGUGCGGGAGGCUCCCAGCGGCGGUGGCGGAAGCGGGAAUGGUCUCAGCAGCCCCAGUUCUUUGGAAUAUAGCCCUCGGUCCCAGGCACCAUCUCCAGGGCCCGUCACCUCCCCAGCACCUCCAGACUUGGACCCAGAGGCUGUGCGCGAUGCCCUCCGAGACUUUCUGCAAGAGCUGCGGAGUGCCCAGCGGGAGCGGGAUGAAUUUAAGGUCCAGACCAGCACCCUGAGUCAACAGCUGGCUGAGGUGGAAGCAGAGAGAGACCGUGCAGUCUCAAGGGCCAAGCAGCUGCAGAAGGCGGUGGCCGACAGCGAGGAAGCCUGGCGCAGCGCAGACAGGCGGCUGAGCGGAGCCCAGGCAGAGCUGGCCCUUCAGGAAGAGAGUGUGCGACGUAGCAAGCGGGAGUGCAGGGCUACGCUGGACCAGGUAGCAGUGCUGGAGAGGAGCCUGCAGGCCACCGAGAGCGAGCUCCGAGCCAGCCAGGAGAAAGUCAGCAAGAUGAAGGCCGCUGAGGCGAAGUUGGAGAGCGACAAGCGGCGGCUGAAGGAGGUGCUGGAUGCCUCCGAGAGCCGUUCCAUCAAGCUGGAGCUGCAGCGGCGUGCUCUUGAAGGCGAGCUGCAGCGCAGCCGCCUUGGCCUGGGCGACCGUGAGGCCCAUGCUCAGGCCCUCCAGGAUCGAGUCGACUCUCUGCAGAGACAGGUGGCGGACAGUGAGGUGAAGGCAGGGACCUUGCAGCUAACGGUGGAGCGGCUGAAUGGGGCACUAGCCAAGGUGGAAGAGAGCGAGGGGGCCCUGCGGAGCAAGGUGCAGAGCCUGACAGAUGCCCUGGCCCAGAGCAGUGCCAGCCUCGCCAGCACCCAGGACAAGAAUCUGCACCUGCAGAAGGCCCUGAGCACCUGUGAACAUGACCGCCAAGUGCUCCAGGAACGGCUGGAUGCUGCCAGGCAGGCCCUGUCUGAAGCUCGGAGGCAAAGCAGCUCCCUGGGUGAACAGGUGCAGACUUUGAGGGGUGAGCUGGCCAACCUGGAGCUACAGCGGGGUGAUGCUGAAGGCCAGCUGCAGCAGCUGCAGCAGGUUCUGCGACAGCGGCAGGAGGGCGAGGCCAUGGCCCUGCGCUCUGUCCAGAAGCUUCAGGAGGAGCGGCGGCUGUUGCAGGAGCGUCUGGGCAGUCUGCAGCGCGUGCUGGCCCAGCUGGAGGCCGAGAAGCGUGAGGUGGAGCGGUCAGCGCUGCAGCUCGACAAGGACCGUGUGGCACUCAGGAAGACGCUGGACAAGGUGGAGCGGGAGAAGCUUCGAAGCCACGAGGACACGCUGCGGCUGAAUGCAGAGAAGGGCCGCCUGGACCUCACGCUCACGGGGGCUGAGUUGGACCUGGCCGACACCCAACAGCAGGUCCAGCAUUUGGAGGCACAGGUGGUAGCCCUGGAGCGGAACCACAAUCCGGUCCAGCUGGAGGCAGACCAGCAGCAACUGGAGCUGCAACAGGAGGUUGAGCGCCUGCGCAGUGCCCAGGUGCAGACGGAGCGCACACUGGAAGCGCGGGAGCGAGCCCACCGCCAGCGAGUCUCUGGGCUGGAGGAGCAGGUGUCCGUGCUGAAGGCACAGCUGCAGCAGGGGCUUCGAAGGCGCUCAGGAUCUGUCUCCCCACCCUCUGGCACCCCAGAGACAUGAGCCCCUUCUAGCCAGCAUCCUGAGCAGAGUCCCCUGGGCACGAGAGAAGGGCCCUUUGUAGCACAGCCUGCCCAGGGCCUGGUCACCACAGUGCUGUCUGAGGAAGCCGGGGUGGCAGAGAUGAAGGGGGCACUGUGGCUGGGGUCACACAGGUGGUCAGAGUUGCUACACCACCUGUGCCACCCUGGGCCCUCUCCUAGAAGAGCCUGCUGAUGGCCCAAGGCUCUGCUGCUGGGCUGACCCUGCCACGGGUCAGGGAGAGAGCUUGUUUCUGCCAGCAGUAGGGCAGAGCUUCCCCAGAAAGGACACCUAAGUGGGGCUCCUCUGGGGAGCUCACCCUUGAGUCCUUUUAGGAAGCUCCUUAGGAAACCUAGAGCCCUUGUAUUUUUGUACCUUUUUAUGCUGUUAACUGUGGAGAACUCCUAUGCUUUUUGUAACAUGACCUGUUUUCUAGAA